This is a messenger RNA of Trachymyrmex cornetzi, 486 nucleotides long. RefSeq lists its product as uncharacterized. The transcript has 4 exons. NCBI's taxonomy places the organism in Eukaryota, Metazoa, Arthropoda, Insecta, Hymenoptera, Formicidae. Bases 1 to 486 code for a protein of 161 amino acids. The record is from RefSeq and is a predicted model, not a curated record.
AUGAACACAUCUCAAUCACAUCAUUUACUCAUUACGUCAGAGUACCUUAUUGAUCAAGAAAAGUAUUUAUAUUGGAUUCUGUUGCAUAUGUACGGAGAAUUAUGCAUUGUAGCGGCUAUAAUGUUAGCAACAGGUUCAAUGUUCAUCUCAUAUCUUCUACAUACCUGUGGAAUGUUUAGAAUUGCUAGUUAUCGUAUCAACCAUGCAGUAAAUAUUAAUAUCCUACAAAAUAUUACGUUAAAAAAUAAGGUUUUCAUGACCGAGAGCAUAAUUUGUGCUAUAGACAUUCAUCGUCAAGCUAUGAAGUUGUCCAAGCAUUUAGUGUCCUCAUUCGAGAUAACGAUGCUUUGUUUCACUGGAGGAAUAGUUGUUUCCUUUACCCUCAAUUUGUAUCGAUGUACGAUAAUCAAUUAUACCUCGAGAGCACAAUGCUAUGUCAAAUCAAAUAUCGUUGAUACGGUUAACAACAAAGAGCUUUUUUGGUAA